ACCUUCUACUCACCAUGUGACAGAUCUAAUAAUUCGUGAAACGCACACGAAAACUUAUCAUUCUGGUAUUCAGAGUACACUUUAUAAUAUCCGACAUAGGUUCUGGUUGCUCGAUGGAAAAAAUCAAGUCCGUCGAAUAGUAAGGCGAUGUGUCGACUGUAUUCGACAUCGCCCAGUUUUAUUGCAUGGUAAAAUGGCAGACUUACCAAGUGCACGUGUCACUGAUUCAGCUGCAUUUUCUCAUGUAGGAGUGGAUUAUUUUGGACCUGUAUCUAUUAAGGAAAAGAAAUUUAGAAAUCGGACUAUUAUUAAGGCGUAUGGUUGUGUCUUUAUUUGCAUGGCUACCAAAGCUGUACAUCUCGAAAUCGUAAGCGAUAUGACGACUGAGGGAUUUUUGGGUGCCUUCGGACGAUUUAUCGGUCGUCGAGGCGUUCCAUCUCAUGUUUAUUCAGAUAAUGGAACUAAUUUUGUAGGCGCAAACAAUGAACUCCGAGAACUAUAUUAUUUACUUGAAUCUGAACAGCAUCAGGGCAGAGUUAAGGAAUAUGCCGUACGUAAAAACAUUACUUGGCAAUUUAACCCACCAUUGUCUCCACACUUUGGAGGCAUUUGGGAGGCUGCCGUCAAAUCUUUCAAACAUCAUUUUAGACGAGUUGUAAAAAAUCAAAUUCUUACAUUCGAAGAAUUAAACACUCUUGCAGUGCAAAUCGAGUCAAUCCUUAACUCUCGAUCUUAUGCUCCUUAUCUAGUGAUCCUAACGAUCCACUAG
Cotesia glomerata is the source of this 769-nucleotide messenger RNA. RefSeq lists its product as uncharacterized. Lineage: Eukaryota; Metazoa; Arthropoda; Insecta; Hymenoptera; Braconidae. Gene Ontology annotation, biological process: DNA integration. The coding region runs from base 194 to 769 and encodes 191 amino acids. The record is from RefSeq and is a predicted model, not a curated record. The transcript has a single exon. Gene Ontology annotation, molecular function: nucleic acid binding.